Molecule: messenger RNA, 2396 nt
Organism: Sceloporus undulatus (fence lizard)
Lineage: Eukaryota; Metazoa; Chordata; Lepidosauria; Squamata; Phrynosomatidae
Product: omega-hydroxyceramide transacylase-like
Exons: 8
Coding region: 507-1700 (397 amino acids)
Biological process (GO): triglyceride catabolic process; lipid homeostasis
Cellular component (GO): lipid droplet; membrane; cytoplasm
Molecular function (GO): triacylglycerol lipase activity
Source: RefSeq, a predicted model, not a curated record
CUGAGUUCCUUGUACAAAUCUCUCUCCUCAUUCAGUGCUGCUGAGCUGUUUCUAAGAAGAGAUUGUGAGAAAAUCCAAUUUAGAAAAACACUCAUGAAGAAGACCUGGGAAGAAAAAAGCAACGUGAAAAACCUGCAAAGAAAAUUCAAAUAGCAGACAAGCAUUGGCUGCUUAAUACAGUCCUUGCUGCAGAAUGAAACUACCGGAAGAUUUAUUAUUCUAAAAGCAGAGCCUUAUUCCCAUCCAAAAAGGAAAGGCAUUGCUUUAUGACUCUAGAACUAAUUUGGUGGGACAAGAACAUUAUUUUUAGCCAGUGAAACUAUCGUAGCUCUGAAUCUCAAACAUAUGGAGCUUUAAAAAGUGCUUUUUUAAAAAGUGAAAAUGUUAAGUUACUUGCAUUUAUUCCCAUCUCCAUUGCUGACAUUUAAACAGAAUGGAAACCUUACCAGGAAGAGACCGGAAACUCUGUAACCAUUCUACUGAGGCUGGCUGAAGUAGAUUUAAGGAUGUCUGGUACUCCGUUUUCUCUUUCUUUUUCAGGUGGUGGUUUUCUUGCAAUUUAUGAAAUAGGUGUAAUCCAGGGUUUAUUGGAACAAGCGCCUGAAAUUCUGAGAUCUGCACCAAAAGUAUAUGGAGCAUCAUCUGGAUCAAUCAUGGCAGCAGCUGUGGUGUGUGGACUAAGUCUUGAUGAUGUUAAAAAGUGUUUAUAUGGAGCUGCCAGAGAUGCCCGGAGAACCAUUCUUGGUCCCCUUGCCCCUGGUUGCAGCGUUGUACGGAUCCUGCAGAAGCGGCUGUCCCAAAUUCUGCCAGAGAACGCCCACCGGAUGGCCACAGGAAGGCUUUAUAUUUCUCUCACACGUUUAGUAGAUGGGCAGAAUGUUGUGGUUUCCGAGUAUAAUUCCAAGGAAGAGCUUAUUCAGGCAUUGAUUUGCAGCUGCUUUGUCCCAAUCUAUGCUGGAUUCAUCCCUCCCUCCUUCCGAGGUGUGCGGUAUGUUGAUGGUGGCUUCACUAACUUGCAACCUCGUUCUGACCUAGAGACUGCCAUCACAGUGUCUCCAUUUACAGGAGAGAUUGACAUAUGUCCUCGAGACUGCCCAGCCAUCUUCUACAGCUUGCAUAUUGUACAUGGCAGCAUUCAGAUCUCCCUAGAGAACUUGUGCAGGAUUGGCUAUGCUCUGUUCCCACCCAGCUACCGGAUUAUGAAUGAAUUUUAUUCACAAGGCUAUCGAGAUGCCAUUUUCUUCUUACAUAGAAACAACAUUUUUGACAUAGGUUAUCUUGCCAAGACAGUGACUUUUGAAUUUGUUGGUGUGUUCAGUAAAAAAGAUUUGUUUCAUGCUGGUAAAGAGCCUUCUUGUCAAAAUCAAGGGACAAGAGUCAUCAACACAACUAAUGGGACAGAUUCUAAAGACUUUUUAUGGCAUUCUGUGAUUAGUGGACUACACAGAGUUGGCAUCAGAGUAUUGCAACACCUGCCACUGCAUUGUCGAAAAGCUUCUGCUGUCAUGAACAAUCAGAAAAGGUCUGGAUUGCUAAACUCAGUAGCAGGAUUCAUUCUGCAUCAUUUAACAAGUCCAACACGAGUGGCAUGGUCUUUCUAUAAAAGGCUAUUGCGGCUGUGGAAGAGGUCAUCUGGUCUGGAAAACAAUUCUGAAGGUCUCAAAAGUGAUUCUUUGUCAAAUACAGCCAGGGCAAACUGAUAAGAAAUCAAUAUUGUUUCAAUCUAAAAACUUUAAAAAUAUUCAAGAACUGAAGGAACUGAAACUUCUGCAAAGAGCAUUCAGCCUUUCUGUCUUCAUGAAUAAAAGCUGCACUGCUUGCCAAAAUUCUAUUGGAUGAUUUCCCAUUUCCCCUCCCCGAAGUAUUACAAAGCCCAUGAAUAGUAUCUGACAUUACAACUGUUUGGCCAUGAAAGGGCUCAGAGUCAAGAGUGUGACAACCAAUUUUUUACCUUUACAUCUGGCUUUAAAUCAUUCAUACUUGAAUGGUAGGUAUGAAGAAAAAAUAGAAAUAUAUGUCUGUUUCUAUAGGCAAUGGCUAUGAACCUAUACACUGGAAUAUAAUGUCUAGUGAUUUGCUUUACAGAUCAAACACCAAAGUAAUUGUUGUCAUAGCUGGACAAUUUAUUUUCAAGGUACAGAUCACUGAACUCCUGUUUCUCAGAUGAGGUUUUGGACCAUCAAUCAGUUCGACUAGUCCACCGCUGUUGGCAACUCCUAGGAGAAGACAGGUAGCCCCUGGGUAGCUGCCAGCUGCCCUUUUGCAGCUGGAAGAAGACAUCAUACUCCUAGAUGUUCAGUAUACUAGUAUGUUUUCACUGGAGUCAGAUGCUAUAUGGCUGCCCUAGUUCUCCUGAUCACUAAUUGGCUUUAGUGAUGUGCUCCAGAGUUGAAAAU